GCGAGUGACGAGGUAGUCCUGCUUUCCAAAUUCUCUUAUCUACUCAGAAUCAUAUUGUAUCGAACUGUCCAGCGCGCCUAAUUCGCAUAUCCUCUCAUAAUGUCCAAAGAUUCCUCCCCAACCUACAUCCACAUGCACCAGCCCCGUCUGGCUGAUUUCUUCGAAGACUUCACGCGCCCUCACACUUCUCUCUACACGAACAUCGCUCUGCAAUCUUCACAUAACCAUCCGCACGCCGCGUCAGGCGUAACGUACGGCUCGACGGCCUCGGGUCCCACGGCCGUGCCGUCUUUCUUGCCUAUCGAAGACAUCUAUGUGCUUCCGCAGUAUCAGCCUCUGAAUCCGGAAGAUGAGGAUGAUGUCGUCCCUGAUCAGCAUGCGGCGUUUGGGAUUACGCGCGCUAUGGAGAAUAGGAGGGAGGCAGUGUGGAGGGAUUUAGGGCUAGAGGAGUUGGUGAGUGGACGCGGGAGAGCUGGUGCGAAUAACGGUGUGGAGACGACGAGGCGCUGGAAUCAGCCGGGGAGGAUGAAGCAGGCUGGGGCGUUGAUGGGUGGGAGGAGGGUGGUUUGUUUGAGGUAGAUGGUGGAUUAUGUAUCAUGGCGUUAUUAUUUACUCUGGGGUUUGAGCGAUGGAGUUUGGGUGUUCAGUAUGGUCAUGAUGGGGUUUUGUGUGUCAUUAGUUACUUCAAGAAGGAAACAUCAACUAUGCACGGAGCAGCUGCCCUGCGAAUACAUCCAAACUAACGCCAAUCAUCUCCUACCCCAUAAUGCGUAUAAUGGGAGGUAACUAUC
This is a messenger RNA of Paecilomyces variotii, 791 nucleotides long. Its product is annotated as Apc13p protein-domain-containing protein. Gene Ontology annotation, cellular component: anaphase-promoting complex. The transcript is spliced from 2 exons. Gene Ontology annotation, biological process: positive regulation of mitotic metaphase/anaphase transition. The record is from RefSeq and is a predicted model, not a curated record. NCBI's taxonomy places the organism in Eukaryota, Fungi, Ascomycota, Eurotiomycetes, Eurotiales, Thermoascaceae. Bases 100 to 579 code for a protein of 159 amino acids.